GACGUAAAACUUGGCGAAAGUUCGUUUGGUGUUGUAUACAAAGGAAGUUUUAGAGGAAAUGUAGUUGCAAUCAAAAAGAUGAAAACUGUUUUAGAUGAUGAAAGAUUAAUGGGUGAAUUUGAAAAUGAAGUGUCAAUGCUUGACAAGUUUAGGUGUGAGUAUAUUGUCCAUUUUUAUGGAGCUGUGUUUAUUCCAAAUAAGGCGUGUAUGGUCAUUGAAUUUGCACAAUACGGCAGUUUGCAAGACUUAAUGAAACACAAAACAAUGAUGCAGCAUAAGGAAUUUCGUAUCUUCAUGAUAAUGGGAUAUUACACAGAGACAUUAAACCAGAUAACAUUCUUGUGUGUUGGAACACCAGUAUAUAUGGCACCUGAGGUGUUGAACAAAAAGAAGUACACAAAAAGCGCAGAUGUGUUUUCCUUUUCUAUAUCUUUGUUUGAAUGUGCUAUAUGGAAAGACCCAUAUUUGGAUAAACAAUUUAAAUUUGCAUGGGAUAUAGUCGACUUUGUUGUGAGCGGAAAACGCCUAAAAAGGCCGUCUUACUUGAACGAAGACAUAUACAACAUUGUGGACGAUAUGUGGUGUCAAGACGUACACAAAAGAAUAAACGUGAGAGAUGUAAUAUUGAAACUAGAAAGCAUUAACAUUUAA
Molecule: messenger RNA, 651 nt
Organism: Entamoeba invadens IP1
Lineage: Eukaryota; Evosea; Mastigamoebida; Endamoebidae
Product: tyrosine kinase, putative
Exons: 3
Biological process (GO): protein phosphorylation
Molecular function (GO): ATP binding; protein kinase activity
Source: RefSeq, a predicted model, not a curated record